Molecule: messenger RNA, 1362 nt
Organism: Eruca vesicaria subsp. sativa (arugula)
Lineage: Eukaryota; Viridiplantae; Streptophyta; Magnoliopsida; Brassicales; Brassicaceae
Source: the annotation of a GenBank genome assembly
CGACAAAAACCCUACUCAGAGUUGACUGAACCAUAGUUAAACCAUAGUAUUAUACCGACGGCGGGAGGAAGAAGAAAAGGAAAGAAAGCGAGAGAAAGGGAAUAAAUAAAAAGAUGUGGUCUCAGACGAAUCCAAUCACUCUUUGCACCGUAGAAACCCUAAAAUCUGCGAUCAAAUUCCGAUGGCGAACAACCCUAGAGUUUUCCUGGAUAUUGCCGUCAGCUCAACAACGGUUGGUCGUAUCGUGAUAGAGCUCUUCGCCGACACGAACCCUAAGACGGCGGAGAACUUCCGGGCUCUGUGUACCGGGGAGAAAGGCAUAGGGGAGUCUGGUAUACCACUCCACUACAAGGGAUCUAUCAUCCACGGUAUCGUCCCAGAUGAUAUUUGGUGUGGCGGGGAUAUCACUAAGGGAGACGGAUCUGGAGGCGAACCGAUCUACGGCAAUCAAGUUCCGGCGGAAGACUGCAUCAGGAAGCACGACCGUCCAGGUAUCCUCACUACGGCCUACUCUGUUCGAAACCCCAACAGAUCUCAGUUUGUACUCCUCAUGAAGGAGUUCCCGGACUACGACGGCCAGCACAUCGUGUUUGGACAAGUUGUGGAUGGAUUUGAUGUAAUCGCUCUCGUUGAGAAAAUGGUCGGUAAUGAAUUUGUGAUCCCUUCCGAUCCCGUGACAAUCGCUGAUUGCGGUCAGAUUCUUCUCGACUCUGAGAAAUCUGGCGCUUCUGUGUCAACUAUGGUAGGUUACUCUGCCCUGAAUUCAGACUCCACUGCCGCGGUCAUUUAUCAGAAGUUGCUGAAUCAGUUGCGAGAUGCCCAACUGAAGAUUGGGGCGAUGGAGGCCGCAAUGGCAAAGCAGACCGUUGCCUAUCAAAGUGGAUAUGGCGGAGACAUUGCACUGGCUGCCCUGGUCAUGGAACAUCUCGUACAUUCCAGAGGGUCUACUUUUAAGAGAAAGAGAACGAAUGAAUAAUUGGGGGUAGCAAAGACUUGUUGGAGAAGAGGCUUUGCGAGCUGAAUAUGAAUAAGUUCUCUUUUUAGUUCUUUAUAUUGACAUUGAUAUCAUAAGGCAGCUUUUGCUAUUUCGAUUUGUCCUUUUGGAUCUUUCUCUUUCUGUUGAGUAUGGAUUUAUACAUUUUGAAAGAAACAGAGUUUGUGGGUUUUGGAGGAGUUCCUAGCUAACUUCUUAAAAAAAUUGACGAACCUCUGGAUGAGGAGACUUGCUGAGUUUUCUUUUUCUUUGUUUUCGUUGUUGGUUGUGUUUCUUGCUUUCUAUUGUUCGUUCAUCGUUUGCUGUUGUUAGCUUCUAGUCUAGUUUUAAACUAGAUACCAUUUAAUAGUGCUACGCCUUAAUCAUGA